This is a messenger RNA of Aspergillus uvarum CBS 121591, 506 nucleotides long. RefSeq lists its product as uncharacterized. The transcript has a single exon. Bases 112 to 378 code for a protein of 88 amino acids. The record is from RefSeq and is a predicted model, not a curated record. NCBI's taxonomy places the organism in Eukaryota, Fungi, Ascomycota, Eurotiomycetes, Eurotiales, Aspergillaceae.
CCAAUAACCUGAUAUUGGGCUCUACGUAUUCAUACCCAGAUUUUGUCGGCGUUGGUUGAUGUUUGUGUUCCUUGGCCGCAAGGAACAGUUUCAUGAGUAGAUGACUUUCAAAUGUUGCUGAGAAGCUUAUGUAUUGCAUCGAACAUACUAAGCAUUGUACCUAUCCUAGCGGAUUUGCGUCCGACCACACAUGUCCCAAAUAUUUCUGAAACCAGAGUCGCAUGCACUCCGACAACCGAAGAAUCUUACAACGGACAGACUACUAUACAGCUUGGCCCACGCUUCCACUUUCCCGUCCGAUUCUGCCUCAAGCACGAAUGCCACAUAGAGUAUCAGCAAGAACGUCUUUCCUUCGGUGAUUGCCAGCUACCUGCAUAGCAUACUACGGUGGAAACGCACUGCCUUCCAGAGUACUGUACCCUUACUUACAUACCCACCGUCUUCACUUCUCCAUACAAUUCACAACCCACUCUCACCGCACAUCCCGCCCAACCCUUUCCUUUCAU